Molecule: messenger RNA, 1204 nt
Organism: Coffea eugenioides
Lineage: Eukaryota; Viridiplantae; Streptophyta; Magnoliopsida; Gentianales; Rubiaceae
Product: ABC transporter B family member 9-like
Exons: 3
Coding region: 22-1113 (363 amino acids)
Cellular component (GO): membrane
Molecular function (GO): ATPase-coupled transmembrane transporter activity; ATP hydrolysis activity; ATP binding
Source: RefSeq, a predicted model, not a curated record
AUUUGUGCAGAAGAUAAGGUGAUGGAGUUAUAUCGGAAAAAAUCUGGCACCAAAAUGACACACUGGAUCCGACUAGGAAUUAUAAGAAGUAUCAACUUUGGCAUUUCUCAAUUUGGAUACUUUUUCACAAGUGCCCUGUGUUUCUACAUUGGUUCCGUUCUUGUUGAACACAAGAAAGCAACUGUGGCAGAACUUUUCAAGGUUUACUUGGCUUUCAUAGCCUCAGCAGCAGGAAUUGCACAAGCCAAUGGUACGGCAUUAGAUGCAAAUAAAGUCUCUGCUUUGGCUAGUUCAUUGUAUAACAUUUUUGACAGCAAAGAGACACAUGGUUCCAGUAGCACAACGGGCAUGACACUGAAAAAUCUAAGAGGUGACCUUGAAUUCCAAAAUGUUAGCUUCAGUUAUCCAUCUCGGCCAAAUGUGCAAAUUCUGAAAGAUGUGUCCUUGAACAUUUCUCCUGGAAAGGCUGUUGUUUUUGUUGGAGAAAGUGGGAAUGGCAAGUCAACGUUAAUAAGUCUAGUAGAGAGAUUUUAUGAUGUUAAAUCAGGAUGUAUAUUAUUGGAUGCCAUUGAUAUCCGAAACUACAACCUGAAAUGGCUGCGACAACAGAUAGCUUUGGUGAGCCAAGAGCCCAUACUCUUCAAAGAUACCAUUCGUCGCAACAUAACAUAUGGCAGGCAAGAAGAUACAACAGAAGAUGAAAUUGUUGCAGCUGCAAAAUUAGCAAAUGCACACAACUUCAUAUCAGCAUUACCUCAGGGCUAUAAUACUCAUGUAGGGGAAUGUGGAGCUCAAUUAUCCGGUGGACAAAAGCAACGGAUUGCCAUUGCACGGGCAAUAGUGAAGGACCCAAAAAUCCUGUUACUAGAUGAGGCAACAAGUUCUCUAGAUGCAGAGUCAGAAAAAGCAGUUCAAGCUGCACUAAACCAAGUGAUGGUAAGCAAAACAGCAAUUGUUGUGACACACAGAUUGACAGCAAUUAGAGGGAGUGACACCAUUGCGUUUCUGAGAAAUGGCGUGAUUGUUGAGAAAGGUAGACAUGAUGAGCUCAUAAAGACAGCUAAUGGGGCUUAUGCCUCUUUAUUUUCACAUCAUCUGAACCGCUCAAUCUAGCUACUCCAUGCGAUUAUGCCUAUACCUGUCUGUAUCCAUAAGUUGUAGAGGCUACAAAAAGUGUGUAUUGGAAAAUUGAUUAUCGUUCACU